Messenger RNA from Lolium rigidum, 601 nucleotides. RefSeq lists its product as uncharacterized. The record is from RefSeq and is a predicted model, not a curated record. The transcript has a single exon. Lineage: Eukaryota; Viridiplantae; Streptophyta; Magnoliopsida; Poales; Poaceae. Bases 1 to 417 code for a protein of 138 amino acids.
AUGGAUCACGAGCUCCAAGAGGCAGACGUCCUGUGGCCUCCAAACAACACCGAACACCAUAGCGCCAACGACGACGACAGCACCAGCAACGAAGGCGACGUGGCAAGGGUGUCCUCGCCGGAGUUGUCCGCCCCGGUCGCCGUGCCUCCUCCACGGAAGCGCCGGUCUCGCUCCUGGACGGCAUCCGACCAGCCGUUCACCGACGGUAGCAGCGGUGACGACGGCGACGUCGUAUGCACCAACGACGUGAAGAGGAACGUCCCGCCGCACGUCCUGGCUGAGCGGCGGAGAAGGCUCGCCGGAAGGUCGACGGCGGCGUACUCCAUGUGCGCUGGGAAAGGCAGGACGCUCAAAGGGCGGGACCUCCGGAACAUCAGGAACCUUGUCCUCAGGAUGACCGGAUUCAUCGAGAAAUGAAAGGAUUUAACACCGUGGAUAUAGUAUUACUUGUACCAAUUGUGAACGUCCAUCAAUGGACGUGUGUGAGAGUUUGUGGCAACCUCAAGUUUCAGCAAGAGCUCCGCUCAAGAAAGAAGAAAGGCGUGAGUUGUAAUAACUCUUUGUUUAAUUUAUUGAUUUUAUUUAGUUAUGUUGUAUAGUG